AUGAGCUACGAUUGCGAGACUUGCGACAGAUGUUCAGAAGACGACGACGACGACGAUUGGCAUGAGUACGAUAGGUGUGAGCGGACUUUUGCCUCGUGGAAGGCUUGCACACAACACAUGAACACUGUCGCCCAUUGGUUCACUGACAAAUGCGAGACGUGCUCCAGACGAUUUGUCAACAAAUUCGCCGCGGAACAACACAUGGAUGUCCUGGGCCAUAGAUCAUCGCAGUACUGCUCUGGCUGCGACCGCUACUUCCAGAACCCCAGCGGCCUGUUUCAACACACGAGUUCGGCCGUUCACCUUCGCGCGGAUCCUAUCCACGCUGCCCCUACACCGCCUACUCCCCGCCCACCACCUGCCCCUGUCGCCGCUUACGUUUCCACCUUAGCAGCUACCGCUCGUUCUUCGACUCUGCUAGCCACCAAUUCCAGCGCAGCUCCACGCUGUCCACCAUUCGUCAACACGGUACCUGCUCCACCUGCCACGCCUAGUCGAGUCGUCCCUCCGGCCCCGACUAUCACACCCAGACAGUCCACUAAUCCCGUAUCAUCAAACGCACGGCCUAGAAACACCGGUACGAGAUCCACGCCGUUCAGCGUUGUCGUCGAGUGGGAUCUUGCAUCCUCCACGACCAUUCACUACCAGUCCAUCACCUUCACGCAACCUUACUUAGCACACUCUUUCGAAGAACUGAAACUGGUUGAUUAUACAGAUGGCUGUACACCUCCAAACACCAACAGACGGACUGCUGCUUUCGGAUUGAGCACUGCACUCGGGGCUGGGAUCAAUUCAGGUGCUGAUUCAUUCCAGCCUGCUCGCUCUAGCGAUUUGGCCGCCACUGCCGCUGCCGUCUCAUCUACCGCAUCUGUUCCCUCAUUGCUAGAAGCACUUACCAGAACAGAUCAACGCAGACCGACAUAUCCCCUCCAGGGUCUACCAUCUUUCUAUCGGCCAAUUCUUCUCGAGCCACCACGCCUGAUGUCACGGCCACCGGCGGCGAAAACACAUACGGCAUCGCCACUGGUUUGA
Molecule: messenger RNA, 1032 nt
Organism: Aureobasidium vineae
Lineage: Eukaryota; Fungi; Ascomycota; Dothideomycetes; Dothideales; Saccotheciaceae
Source: the annotation of a GenBank genome assembly